Messenger RNA from Panicum virgatum (switchgrass), 3421 nucleotides. RefSeq lists its product as uncharacterized. NCBI's taxonomy places the organism in Eukaryota, Viridiplantae, Streptophyta, Magnoliopsida, Poales, Poaceae. Gene Ontology annotation, molecular function: cation binding. The transcript has 17 exons. Bases 190 to 3255 code for a protein of 1021 amino acids. The record is from RefSeq and is a predicted model, not a curated record.
CCCCCAAUUCCAUUCCUCUCCCAUUCUUCUCGUACGCGGGCCGAUUGCGACCUCCCCCGCCACACGCCAUCACCAUCGCCCUUCGCCCCCCACCGAACCCCCGCCCCCGCUCCUCCGCCUCCGCCCCAGCGCCCGCUAGUCCUCCCCGCGCCGCCUCGGGGACGCCCCGGUCGGCGAUGUGGCGGGAGCAUGCUGGGACCGCUCCUCAGGCUCCUCUCGGGGUGCAGCGGGGUCUGGCCCACCUCACCGGCCCCCGGCUCCGCCUCCGCCUCGGGGGAAGACUCUGAGGGCCGCGACGGCCUCCUCUGGUGGCGCGACCUCGCGCGCUGCCACGCCGGCGAAGUCUCCCUCGCCGUCGCCCAGGCCAACCAGGUGCUCGAGGACCAGUGCCGCCUCGAGUCCGCCCCGCCCCUCGGCACCGUCAUCGGCGUCUUCGACGGCCACGGCGGCCCCGACGCCGCCCGCUUCGCCUGCGACAACCUCUUCCCCAACCUCCGAGAGGCGUCCUCCGGCCCGCAGGGCGUGACCGCGAACGCCGUCAGGGAGGCGUUCCUGGCUACGGAGGCAGGCUUCCUCGAGCUCGUCUCGCGCCUGUGGGAAACCCAGCCGGACAUCGCCACGGUCGGCACGUGCUGCCUCGUCGGCGUUGUGCACAAGAGGACCCUGUUCGUCGCCAGCCUCGGCGACUCUCGAGCUGUUCUCGGCAAGAAAGUGGGCCGCACUGGGCAGAUUGCUGCGGAGCAGUUGUCCAGUGAGCACAAUGCCAACCAGGAGUCCGUCAGACAGGAGCUCAUGGCACAGCACCCGGAUGAUCCUCAGAUUGUUGCCCUCAAGCAUGGGGUAUGGAGAGUGAGGGGCCUUAUACAGGUGUCGAGAUCAAUCGGUGAUGUAUACCUGAAACAUGCCAAGUAUAACACAGAGCGGAUAAAACCCAAGUUCAGGCUUUCUGAAUCAUUCACUAGGCCAAUACUGAGCGCUGAUCCAUCUAUCAUAUCCCGCAAUCUUCAACCAAGUGACAGUUUUAUCAUAUUUGCAUCAGAUGGUUUGUGGGAACACCUAAGUAAUCAGGAUGCCGUUGAGAUUGUUCACAACCAUCAACGUGCUGGAAGUGCAAGAAGACUCAUCAAAGCUGCUCUCCAAGAAGCGGCACGGAAGCGUGAGAUGCGUUACUCGGACCUUACAAAGAUCGACAAGAAGGUCCGGAGGCAUUUUCAUGAUGACAUUACCGUCAUCGUCUUAUUUUUAAAUUAUGACCUAUUAGUGAAAGGCGCUGCGCGAGGACAACCCCUCUCCAUCAGAUGCGCUCUAGAUUAUGGGUCCAUGGAUCCCGCCGCCGCGGCCUCCGCCGACGGAGGCGCAUUCCUGGAGUUCGUCGAUUACGCUGUCUCCGUGCUCUCCUCGUCCGGCGACGACGGCUACGAGUCACCCGGGGACGGGCCGGCGCCGGCGCGGCCGCCGUGGGGGUGGGUGGUGGCGCAGGUGCUCAAGUCGUGCUGCGCCUACUCCAGUGGCGUCACCGCCGCCAUCAUCCUCUCCGACCUCUUCCAGUUUUGGACAGAACAGCGUAAAUCCCUAAAUUCAAAGAGGAAGGUCGAGCUGACCAAACUUAUAAACACGAGGAAUAAGAGGAGGAGGCUUCCUAAUACUGUUACAAUCGAUUCUAUCCAUGAGAAGAACUUCCUAUCUCCCAAGGGUGUCCUUGAAACUGUUGUCAUCGAUGUGUUCGUCCUUCCUGGUACAAACAUAUACAUGCUUACCUUGGGAGACACGUGGAGCGCAUCCACUAUCGACCUAUAUUUACACCGAAGGUACUAUGACUACAUAGGACAGGAUGGUAUAUUGAAGAAGGGUCGAGAAGUUAUGCUCACAGGAUGCUGUCUUCGUACAGCCAUAGAGGGAUCUGGCCAUGCUCGUAUUUUGCCCACAGAAUACAUGGUGAUGGUACUUGAUGAGGACCAAGAUGAAGAUGCCAUGUUACUUGCUGCACAGUUUUGCACCUACUCAUUCUCAUCUAUAAUUCUAGAUGAAAGUACAAAUGAUGUUCCAUACUCAUUCUAUGCAAGGAUUGAAAAGAUUGAGUCCCUGGAACCUUUUAGCUGUACAGAAAGAAAGCAGAUUGUUCUUGUAGACAAUGAUGAUGUGAAGAUGAAUUUUAUUUUAUGGGGAGAGCAGGUUCUACUUGCAAAUCUUUUCAGUGUAGGGAGCAUGCUUGCUCUGGAUAGGCCUUUCAUCGCGAACUUUGUAGACAGUAAUCAUGAGUCUCAAGAACUGUGCCUUGAAUAUGGCAGUGCAACACAGGUUUACGUGGUGCCGAUUGCUCAACAAGAAGAACAGGUGCCUUUUACACCUACUCAAUUAAAGAGCCAAGGACCUCGACUAUCGUGUCUUCCGACUGAUAAUGUAGCUUCACAAGUAACAUUACCACGAGAUUUGCAUGGUUCAGUUGAUUUCAGUAAAUAUCCAUGUCGAGUAUAUGUAACUGAUCUUCGUUAUAAAAUGGUGGGAGUCUGUCUGUUUGGUACCAUAACUAGUGUUUGCAAAGCAAGCGCAUCAGGGACUACAUUUUAUUUGGGGGUAGAGGACACAACAGGAGUUGUUCUGAUGAAACUUAUCUUUAUUGGACCCUGGUCAUUAGGUAGAGUAGGAGUUGGACAUAUCGUGUACAUCUCCGGUUUGGCUUGCACCAUGAGUUCAAAAAAUAUCCCUGAAGUCUCAUGGCUCGAGAAGGAGCCAGGGUCUCUGUUUGUUAACUUGAGCUUGCUACCAGCGCUGCUGAAUUCGUCGUGCCUGCAUAAUUUAGCACCCUUGUCAGAUCUUCCCCGUUUGACAAACAGAACACAUAUAUGCCGUGUUCGACUAGACCACAUCGAUUGCAACACCUUAAAAGUGCUAUUAUUCCACAACGUUUGUGGCUGUGUUGUAAAUGAGCAUUCUGGUGAACUUCAAUGUUCUUUUUGUACGAGUGCCUGCCAUAGUGGGUUUGCGCGUGGCUUUCAGUUGCACUUGACCAUUGCAGACGACAGUGCAAAGGUCUUUGCUUGGUGUGUCGGGCAAACGGCCAUCGAGUUCCUUCAGAUAUCUCCUGAUGAAUAUCUGGAACUCCCUGAGGAUGAACGGGCAAUGUACCUGUACACUCUCCAGAACGAGAGUUUCAUGGUUGCCAUUGUGAACACCAGGGAGCGGGUCGAUGGAUGUGAUGCGACUGACGAAGCUCUCCCGAAUUGGGAGAUCACAAGAGCCCAAAAAUGCGAGUGAGUUUCUUCAGUACUAGAGGAAGGAAAAGAUUCUGAGGGAAAGUUGCUGCCCAUGUUUUAUUUCCAAGUUUGGUUUAUGUUGCAGCAGUGCUUUGUAAGUGAAGCUUAAGGAGAACGUUAGUUAACUGAAACACUCGAGAGUAAUGAGCAAAAACGCCGUCCGGGAA